AUGUGGAAUCUUCGGUGUUUCUCAUGCUUAGUAUUGCUCUUUGCAAUAGACGUUGCUGGAGAUGCACCAUUAGUGAUAGCGCGUGGUGGAUCUUCUGGAUUAUUUCCUGAUUCAAGCUACGCGGCAUAUAUUAUGGCAAUGGACACUAGCUUGUCCAAUGUCAUUAUUUGGUGUGAUGUGCAACUCACCAAAGAUGGGGUUGGUGUCUGUUUUCCUGACCUCAAGCUUGACAAUGCCUCUGACAUUAAUAUUUACUACAAAAAUAAAAAGAGUGAAUACUUAGUGAAUGGAGUUUCAACACAAGGAUGGUUUUCUAUAGAUUUCAAUUUCAACGAUCUCGCACCUGUCAUCUUUUUUGUUGACAACUUCUUCACCCAGCAUAAUCCUAGUAUGACAAGUUAUAUUAUAUCUCUAUCCAGGAAUGUUCUCAUCAGCUAUAUUUCAUCACCUGAGGUGACUUUCCUCACGAGUAUUGUGGCACGAUUCAAUCCAAAACUUGUUUUCCGGUUUCUCAGAAAGGAUGAUGUUGAGCCUUCAACAAAUCAAACAUACGGUUCUUUAUUGAAGAACCUCACGUUUAUCAAAACGUUUGCCUCUGGAAUUCUUGUUCCCAAAUCUUAUAUCUGGCCGGUGGACAAUUUCCACUACUUACAACCAUAUACAUCGCUUGUCUUAGAUGCUCAUAAAGAAGGCCUUCAGAUUUUUGCAUCGGAGUUUGCAAAUGAUGUACAUAUUGCUUACAAUUACAGCUAUGAUCCCACAUCUGAGUAUUUGUCCUUCGUUGACAAUGGCGUCUUUUCUGUGGAUGGAGUAUUGUCUGACUUCCCAGUAACUGCAUCAGCGACGAUAGAUUGCUUCGCUCAUUUGAACAAGAAUGAUAAACCUCAAGAAAAGCUUUUGAUUAUCACAUUUGAAGGAGCAAGUGGAGACUACCUUGGUUGUACUGAUAUGGCUUAUAUAAAAGCUGUUUCGGAUGGUGCAGAUGUCCUGGACUGUCCUGUUCAAAUGACAAAGGAUGGACUACCCUUCUGCCUGGGUUCUAUUAAUUUGGUGGAUAAGACUACAUUUCUUCAAUCGCCAUUCAGCAAUUUAUCGAAUACUGUCCCAGGACUUAACAUAACUAUUGAAAUAUUCACCUAUAACUUUAAUUGGGAUGAGAUUCAGAGCCUGGAAUCGGCAAUAUCUAGCCCAUGGUCAGAGUUUGGAUUGUACCGAAAUCCAAAAGCCAGAAAUGACGGGAACUUUGUACCUAAUUUAACAGUAUCAUUGGUGGAUUUCUUGACAUAUGCAAAAAGUGCCACAACUCUAUCUGGUGUGAUGAUCAGCAUAAAUAAUGCAGCUUACCUGGCAAAUCAGGGACUUGGUGUAAUUGCUGUUGUUGUUGAAGCCUUGAGGAAUACUGGUUAUAAUAAUCAGACAGCAAAAAAAGUUAUGAUCCAAUCUAAAGACAGUUCAGUUCUGAAAGAAUUUGAGAAAAGCCGCUAUGAACUUGUUUAUAUGAUUGAUGAUAAUAUCAGGGAUAUUGAGAGCUCAACUAUAUCUGAGAUCAAAAGCUUUGCUAGUUCUGUAAUUUUAACCAAGAAUUCUGUUUUUCGGAGUGAGGAUGAUUUUCUCGUUGGGAAAACAGAUGUGGUGCAGAAGCUGCACUCAUCAAAUCUAUCAGUAUACGUUCAACGCUUUAACAAUGAGUUUGUGUCUCAAGCAUGGGAUUUUUUUCCAGAUUCAUCUGUAGAGAUAAACAAUUAUAUUGUUGUAGCUGGCAUUGAUGGUGUUAUAACAGAUUUCCCUCGCACAGCUGCUACAUACAGAAGUAAGUACUUAUCUCGUGAUUCAAUAUUUAUGUGUUGGGUUAUAGGGAACCGUUGUUUGGGUUACAAACACCGACCGCUGUAUUUUAGCCCUGUUGAAACUGGAGGUUUCCUACAAUUCAUGGCUCGACAGUUAUUGCCACCAGCUGAAACUCCCAACCCAAUACUUUCCAAAAGUGAUGUGGUUGAGCCACCUCUACCUCCUGUUGCAAAGAUAACACCUGCGGGCAAUGAGUCUACAACUGAUGCAUCUCCAAUCGGUCAAUCCUCAGUUGUGGCUGGCAUUUUGACAUGCUGUCUCACGAUUCUCCUUGCUGAUCUUGUCAUCUUUUGAUCUCAGUUAGAGGCGUCAUAGAGAUGAAGCUAUGUAGAAUCAGAAACUGAAUUAUUGUAUUUACUAUCUGAAGACCAAGCUCCUUAAACAAUCUCACUAUCCAACUGAUCUCUGGUGUACAUGAUGCCAUGCUCUAAUUCAGUUUCAGUUGAACUUCUAGAGACGAUCUCUUAUUUUUAUAUUUCCAGGAUACUAGUGCAUCU
This is a messenger RNA of Solanum tuberosum (potato), 2345 nucleotides long. RefSeq names its product glycerophosphodiester phosphodiesterase GDPDL3-like. Gene Ontology annotation, biological process: lipid metabolic process. Gene Ontology annotation, molecular function: glycerophosphodiester phosphodiesterase activity. The transcript is spliced from 9 exons. Bases 1 to 2142 code for a protein of 713 amino acids. The record is from RefSeq and is a predicted model, not a curated record. NCBI's taxonomy places the organism in Eukaryota, Viridiplantae, Streptophyta, Magnoliopsida, Solanales, Solanaceae.